CAAAGCAGAGCCCUGGGCUUGCUGCUGGAGCCUUUGGGCUGUGUUUCCGCAGAACUUGGUCGCGGCCCCUCCUGGUGGGAAACCAAAGCAAGAGUGGUUACUAAAGUUUGCGGAGAAUUCAGGCAGGGCACAGGAGGCAGCGCUGCUCCGCACAUCCCUUGACUGUGACCUCUGCAAUGCUGCCGGCUGCACGGAGUAAGGUGCACGCGAGCCGCGAAGUGCCCCUUUGCAGCCCAGAGCUCUCAGGAAACAUAAAAGAUAUCAUAAUACUGUAUGAGGAAGAUGCAGAAGAAUGGGCUCUUUACCUACUGGAAGUGUUCUCUCAUGUUGUGAGUAGAGAAGGGAUCCUCUUAUACAACUUAGAGAGUUUCUCACUGCAGCAUUUGGAAUUAAUGAGCUUAAAUUUUUACAAUUGUAAACUUUUGAUAUUAUCAAACAGCCUGCUCAAAGACCUAACCCCAAAGAAGUGUCAGUUUCUAGAAACGCUCCUUCAUUCACCAGAAAGUGUAGUGACUCUGCUUUGUGGAGUGAAGACUUCAGAUCAGCUCUAUCAAUUAUUAAAUAUCUCUGAAAGCAAAUGGGAGAUCUCAACCGCACAGGAGCCUGAGGACUACAUCUCUGUGAUCGAGAGUGUGCUAUUCAAAGACACUGAAGACUACCUCGAGGUAAUAACUGCAACAGACUCAGGAGUCAGCUCUACUGGGCAUAUGAGCCAGAGAAAGGAAACUGAAGACUUGCCAGAAGCUUCCAUAAGCACUGUCCCACUGGCAGUGGUGGUUCCCACUGAAAUUCCAUGUGAGAAUCCUGGUGAAAUAUUCAUUAUUUUGCGAGAUGAAGUACUUGCUGAGACUGUGGAAGUUGAAUUUUGGUCAGAUCAUAUGCGCAUUAGAACACGACCAGCCGUUUGGAAUACGAAAGUCUGGUGUUUGAGAGCAUUAGAUUUCCCUGCUGGCUUGGUCAAUGUGGAUGUCUACUGUGAUGGAAUCAUUAAAGCCACAAGAGAGAUCAAAUACUACACAACUGAAAAGGCUGCGCAGUGCACAAGCAGAGUGCCAGAUCCAAGAGCGAGUUUAUGCCAGAACGAUGUUGAGGAACUUGACGAUGCCCUUGCAUCUGUAUUCAAACAUGAGAUACCGUAUUACGAGUUCUGGCCUCUUCAAACUAAACCCUACCCUCAAGAACAAUAUACUCAUUUUGAACAACUCCCAACUCUUCUUCACUGUGCUGCAAAAUUUGGUUUAAAGAGACUGGCUAUCCAUUUGCUUCAAUGUUCAGGAGCUACGUGGGCAUCUCAGAUGAAGAAUAAGGAGGGUUCAGAUCCAGCGUGUAUUGCUGAAAGAUGUGGGCAUGAAGAACUCAAGAAAAUCUUUGAAGAGUUCGCAAUCCAAGAAAUUAAUAGAAUUAAUGAUGAAGAAAGUGACUAUGAAGAGGAUUUUAUCUCAUUUUCGAAAUGUUCUCUCACCUCAGAGAACCCUGCGUCCCAUCAUGAGAGCAGGACACAUGAGCCAAGUGCAGACGGAGCCCAGGCAAAUAGAACCACGGGGAGCAAGCAUGAGAAUGAAUCUGACGUGGAGACACAGCGCAGGCCGUCUGAGACAGGCAGUGAGAGUUCUGAGAACCAUUAUGAUGACCUGUAUGCCGUCAUCCCUGAUGUGGAGCCAGAAAAUAAUCUGCCAGUGUCACACAUGAGCGACAGACCCCCACUCCCACCACCACGCCCUCGAACUAUGACUGCUGCCUUCCAAUUGGAAAGGCCUCACUGCACGCUGCAAGCAGGAAAAAUGGAAAGUCAAAUGGAAAGAAAUCAAAAUUGGUGUGAUGCUGGUGUAAGAAAAGAAAUUGGGGCUGAAUUCAAAGAAGAAGAAGAAACGGAAGAGGAUGGACCAGGGCGGCAGGAAGAGGAAGAUCCAUAUAUCUUUGCGGAAAUUGAUGACAGCGAAUAUGACACCAUACUGGCCAAUAUGAGUAUCAAGAAAAAAUCUGGAAGUCGGUCUUUCAUUAUAAACAGACCUCCUGCCCCUACACCAAGACCCACACACAUCCCUCCAAAGGAAGAAACCACACCUUACAUAGCUCAAGUAUUUCAACAAAAGGCAGCCAGAAGACAAUCAGAUGGUGACAAGCUCCAUGGUCCUACUAAGAAACAAGACAGAGCUCGAGUGGAGAGUCCAGCAUUUUCGACCUUAAGUGGCUGCCUUGCUGCUGAACAGGAAGAACUCAUUCUCCUGCAGGAGAAAGUCAAGAAUGGAAAAAUGUCCAUGGAUGAAGCUCUGGAGAAGUUUAAACUCUGGCAGAUGGGAAAGAGCGGCCUGGAAAUGAUUCAGCAGGAAAAACUACGCCAACUACGAGAUUUAAUUGUUGGGAAAAGGCCAGAAGAUGAAAAUACCUGUGAUAAGCUCAACAUUGUACACCAUCCAAGUGGCAAUGAAGUUCUCCACAAUGAAAAAUUGCUAUAUAGCAUACCCUUCAGCAAUAAGCUUCCUGCUCGACUUCAUGUUGAAAAGGAAUUUGGUUUCUGUUGCAGAAAAGAUCAUUAGAAAGGUUAUUAUAAUGAAACAAUCAGCAGAUACUGUGCCUUCUGCAUGAAGCAAGUUUACAUUCGGAUGCUGUGCUCUCUCCAGGGCAAAUCUGUACUAUAAAAACAGAAGUGAGACUGUGAAGUUCAGAAUUUGGCACAGUCACAAGUUAUUAGCAUUGUUCCUGUUCCAGAUGGGUUUAUAAAUGUCAAAAUAGAAUGCCAAAGGAGCAGUUGUGUUAUUUGAAAAUACUUGCAUUUGUAAUGCACUUUGUCAAAAUGGAAACUGGCUGCCUCAGUGACAAAGGAAGAUGAAAGUACAGAAGUUCAAUGUUGUGUGACCAAAUUAUUUGGGGCCAUUAGAGGCACUAACCUUACUGGAUUACUCCGUAUUAAUAACAGCCAAUAUGUAAAUACAAAUUCAUUUAGCAUAUAUUUUACUUUUAAGUGAUUGAUCAGUUUUUUAGGUUUCUCACAUUCAAAGCUCUAUUUUUUGUUAUAUUUGAAAAACAGUGCCUGACUCACAUCAAUUAAAACACUUCAUUACAUUUUCCCAUCAUUAUAGAGCUCUACAUGCAUAUUCUAUAUUGAAAACUUAAUUUUGUCAGCUAAUUUUUAGAAAUAACUUACCAGCUUGGACUAGAAUGCUGUUUCAUCAUUCCAUGAUUGUAUGUACAAAUACUACAAAUAAAUUGAAUAUUUAAAACGGUGUCUUUUCAAAAUAAAUGCAUGGAAAUUAAACCACCACAUUUUUAUGCUUACCAGUAAAAAGAGGGAUUUAUUUACCAUUUUACAGAAAGGAAUUUCAUUGUAUAUAACUAAAGUAACAGAAAUAUUUUCAUUUUCUAGCUUCUAAACACUGGCAAGAAUGUCAACGGAUAUUAAAAAACACUCUAAAACGCUUCUCAUAGGAUUUUAUAGCCAUUAACAUUCUCAAAUAUGAUCAUUUUAAAAUCAUAAUUUGAUUAGUUUGUGACAGAAUAUGCUUCUGAUUUUGACAUUCGCAAAUUUAUUGCAUAGUUUUGCACCCACACACAGAGUUGUCAUUUCUGUGGGCUGUCCCAUCCAGAUAGAAAAGGAGAAAGUUGUUUUUUCUAGAACUUUCUAGAUCUACAAACCUCAAAUGAGUUUAUCAUCACUAAAGGAAGAAUUUCCAACUACAAUUUUGCAAUUGUCUUUAUUUCUACCAAGAUCCAGUGAAGUAAGUGUUUCUAACACAAAUAAAUCCAAACCCCAGACUGGAUUUAAAGUAAAAGUGGGCCUGAGUAUUGUGUCUUUGAUAGAGGUAGAGAUCAAAUAUCAAGACUGGUGACUAUCAUGCCUGAGGAUUAGGCCUAGAUGAAGGACAAAGCCAGAAGCCUCUUCAAUCACCUUUUUCCUGGCCCUUGAAAUCUUACUACAUUGUCAUCACACAGAAAAGCGAAACAAAAAAUGUAAACAUAACUGACAACUCUAGCUUCUUUGCCCUGACUCCUGUCCUUGACUGAUUAGGCUUUGCCAGAGCCAGGAAGAGGACUAGACAAUGUUGGAGGAACAGCGUCAGAGGAGUCCUCAUCCUGCCUGUUGCGUGAAGGAUGGGAGGAGGGAGAUAAAGGAAUACAAAGAGAUUACAGUAAACCAAACUUAGAAAUGAUCCUACCUGAAUCUGCUCCAUGGGGAGGUAAUACUUUUAGUCUCUAGACGAAGCCCAGAAAGCCAGUUGAAGAUCAAACAUACAUUUCAUUAUCCAUUAAAUUUGGCCACCGAAGUAAUGCCUUUUCUUAGUGGUAGAAGACAACAGGAAACAGGAGCAAAGUUAAUGGAAUGGAAAGAUCUCAUGUUUCCAUGGAGAUUUGAACAUUUUAUAGGAGCUCCUACCAUGACCCUGAAAGGAAAGCCAUCACCUGAAAAUGGGAAGGCCUGCGAGGAAUAUCUGAAGACCUUGAACUGCUGAUUUUUCCUGUCACCCCUCUACAAGUAUCACGUUUAUUCCCAAGUCACUGCUCCUUGGUUUAGUCAAAACUCUUCCCUUGAAUUUACCAGUACUGUGACUUUAGAGAUUUUUGAACUGGUAUUGAACUGCAUUAUAAAUGUUACAUCUUAAAUACUAAAUCCCUUAUUUUCUACCUAGAGAAUCCACUAUGAUAAAUAGGAAGAAAAUAUGUGAGUUUUUAACUGGGACAUUCUUCUUCCCCCUCCUCCCUGGAAAUUUGACAUCUGAAAUUAUUUUGGACUGCCUUUCCCGGGCACAUGGUCCCGAAACAGUAUAUACUAUGAAGGAUACUGAUAAACAUCUUGCAAUACCUAAGACAAGGAAGUGUCAGAAGUAUCCGAUCCAUAAUGCUAGCAUCCAAGAUUGAGAACUCUGGACUAAACUAUAAAGCAAUCCAAGAUUAAUGGUUUGAGGUUGCUCAAAUUAAAAAUUAAGCUUUGUGAUUUUGGAAAGUGGAAACACUUUUGUUUAAAGUCCAUAAGUCUUUAAAUAGUCCAUGAAAAACUCAGAAGAAUUCAGGCAUCUAAAAUGUUUUCAAAAUCAACAGUAACAGUCCUAUCACAGAAACUAAUUUUUAAGACAUUAACUUUUAGAAAAUGAAACUGCUUUCUAAUGAGAAUGACCUUUCAACUUGAGUCAUUAUUGCAUCCUAUUUGUGUGCUAAGUAUUAGCUCAUUCGACUUCCUUCUUGUUUGCUAUAAUCCUCGAGGGAGCUCAUUUUAGUAACUUUGACUUAAUUUUCUUUUUACAUUAAUUUUCAACUCAUUUUUCUAAAUGGGUAAAUAUUUAGGAAAGAGUUCUUUGUUGUGAGACUAACCUAGUGUGCCUGAGCAGGUUGGCACAGUGGUGGUAAGCAGACCUUACUUUUAGAUCUUGCUGUCUAUAACUGCUAGCUAUACCUGAAAGUCUGAUACCACAUAAAAGACAGCAAAAGGCAAAACUGUAAAAAACUAUUCUCAAAAUUUAAGGUGAUGGUGUAUAAUUUGCUCAAUAACCUCAUCCUCAAGAGGCAGAUGCUAGUACUGGGGUUGUUGACUGACACCAUACACUAGGAAAUGACCAGUGCAGCUUUGAAGCAAGAGUGACUCAACAUUUUUGAACUUGAGUCAGCUAUAUCCAAUCUGUAUGAGCCAGUUAUUUCCAUCUCCCUCACCCCUGUGACAACUUCGGUAAAAUGUGAAUAAAAAUGUUAACAUUAAGGAGUGAAUAUUGCGAUGUAGCAAAUUGCCCAUUUGAGGCAAAAACAUUGAAGUGCUGACAGAAGCCCCUUCUCUGCUGCUAAACCAAUUUCCAGUUUAUAUACACCCUGGAAGGAAACAGGUGGUGCCUCAAAGUACUUGGCCCUUUCUACCCAUGCAGAAGAACAAGAAUCUGCAUGCCUUAGUGUGAGCUGUUAUGAGUGAACCAGCUGACAGACCUUUCUAAUUUGCCUUAAAAACAGAUGAAAAUAAAAAAUAUUAAUGUUAGUUCAGAAAUAAAACACAAAGCACUAGUUUAUCAACCAUAAAGGGCUUUUGAAUAGUGAUAUGGAUUAUUUGUAGUAGUUCAUAUUAAAAACAGGUAUAAACUGGAAUGUAUAAUCCUAUUUGCCACUGAUUCCUUAGAACAUUUUAGUUCACAAUGAAUAGUCAAUGCAGGCUAUUUGCAAAGAAAUAAUUUUGUUUUAAUUGGGAAUACUGGUGGAAUAUUUGGCUGACUUGUCACCUGGCUGGCUUCUACAUACAGCCUUGCAGCAGGUGGUUCCAAAAUAAACUGACUACAAGACUUUGGAUAGCCACCUAGAUCAUUUAUGAAUAUAAGAAUACAGAAUCCAAGUGGAAACCCCAAAUGGAAAGAUUCUACAAUUGUGGUUUCUCAAGUUAUAUUUCAAAGAACUUGUGGAAGGCAUUACCCUAAAAUGAGAUACAUCGACUGACAGAAUCUGGAAAGUGCAUGUGUUUUAUUCCAUUUUAAUAGAACAUUAUAAAUAAAUGUAGUAUCAGCUAUUAAUACUUACAUAGUACAGGAAACACUGGCUUAUACUUGCUAAAUAUGUAU
Molecule: messenger RNA, 6524 nt
Organism: Ochotona curzoniae (black-lipped pika)
Lineage: Eukaryota; Metazoa; Chordata; Mammalia; Lagomorpha; Ochotonidae
Gene: BANK1
Product: B cell scaffold protein with ankyrin repeats 1
Exons: 17
Coding region: 177-2537 (786 amino acids)
Biological process (GO): negative regulation of phosphatidylinositol 3-kinase/protein kinase B signal transduction; signal transduction; negative regulation of B cell activation
Molecular function (GO): protein tyrosine kinase binding; signaling receptor binding
Source: RefSeq, a predicted model, not a curated record